GACAUCUGUGAGGAUAUAUCGGACCAUGUGGAGCAGAUUCACGCUCUGCUGGAGACCGAGUUCUCCCUGAAACUGUUGUCCUACUCUGUCAACAUCAUCGUCGACAUCAGGACGGUGCAGCUGCUGUGGCAUCAGCUCAGAGUCUCAGUUCUGGUGCUGAAGGAGCGUCUGCUGCAAGGUCUGCAGGACUCCAACGGAAACUACACCCGACAGACCGACAUCCUGCAAGCAUUCAGCCAGGAGCAGCAGCAGGAUCGCCUUGACGCUCUGACCGAGGUGGACGACUGCGGUCAGCUGACCAUCCGCUGCAGCCAGGACUACUUCUCUCUGGAUUGUGGCAUCACCGCCUUCGAGUUAAGCGACUACAGCCCCGACCACGAGCCCGAGGCCCGGGAGCCGGAGCCAGAAGGCGAGGGUCCCUCCCAGGAGCCCGAUUAUACCCGAGACCCGGACCCAGAACCAGAGGAGGAAGACUACAAACUCCACACCAUGAGAGUGUGA
Molecule: messenger RNA, 501 nt
Organism: Scomber scombrus (Atlantic mackerel)
Lineage: Eukaryota; Metazoa; Chordata; Actinopteri; Scombriformes; Scombridae
Product: A-kinase anchor protein 6-like
Exons: 4
Cellular component (GO): perinuclear region of cytoplasm; sarcoplasmic reticulum
Molecular function (GO): transmembrane transporter binding; protein kinase A binding
Source: RefSeq, a predicted model, not a curated record